Molecule: messenger RNA, 2556 nt
Organism: Linum trigynum
Lineage: Eukaryota; Viridiplantae; Streptophyta; Magnoliopsida; Malpighiales; Linaceae
Source: the annotation of a GenBank genome assembly
GGGUGUUUUUUAGACAUACAAACAGUACGAACAUGGUGGACAAAAAUGACAAACUAUACCGACAAUCCAUACGAACUGAAAAAACACCCGCGUUGACUUUGGAGGCUCCAUCCCUAUAUAGAGGGGCUCCUUCCCAAAGUCAACCCGGGUGUUUUUUAUACAUAAAAAACAUUACAAACAUGGUUGACAAAAAUGAUAAACACGGUACACAAAAAUAACAAAGUUUACAAACAUUACAAAAAAAAACCGACAAACAUUACUAAAUAACAAAGCGUACAAACAUUACAAAAAAACCCGACAAACAUUACAAAAUAACAAAGCGUACAAACAUUACAAAAUAAACCGACAAACAAUACAAAGCAUACUAACAGUACAAAAUCUCUCUCUCUCUCUCUCUGGACUGGGAAUAAUGGCGCCGAGGGGGAUGGGAAUAAUGGUGGCGCCCAUUCUUUAAAUUUCUGGAGGCGGCGUGCGGCGAGGCUGCGCGGGGAGGAAGCCGUUUUUUUUUAUUUCUUUUAUAAUUAAAAAUUAAAAAUAAACAUGGAAUUACUACAUUACCCUUCAUUAAAUUGGACUAAUAGGAGCCCUUGGAUUUUAAUGAGGUAGAGUGGCUGAGAUUCACUUAGCCAUGUGACUAAGGGGACCCCCCUUAGUCACCUGAUCCUAGCCCGUCUUCUAGUGUAUGUCGUUUAGGGGUGGGCAUCCAGUUCGGUAAAUUCGAACCGAACCGAGCCGAAUCGAAUUCAAACCGAACCAAAAUCGAAAUAAUCUUAUUCGGUUCGGAAUUCGGAAGAGGAAUACGAAUAAUUCGGAAACCAGGGUCUUAUCGACCGAAAGAAUUUUCGAAUCCCGAAGUGACAAACCGAAUAACUACUCUACCCACAAAUAUCAGUCUUCACCCAUAGGCCCAAAACUCUUCCUCUCUCCUCUCACCCCUCAGCCCGCCUGUCCCUAAACUUCAACCCAUAUCUAACCCUAAAAGCCCAGCUAAGCUUCCAAACCUAAGCCCAAACCUCUUCCCCUCACACUCACAACCCACCCAAAAGCUCCUAAUCAUAUUUGCUAACCUAAAAGAAGAAACAGAGGAAACCCCUCGUCCCCUCCCCUUCCUCCUUGGUGGCUCCGCCUCCUCCCAACUCACACCAACGGAGCGACGACGGAGUGAAGCCCACCCCUAUCACCUCCACUCUGCAUCUUUCGAUCUCUGCUUCUCUCAAAUCACCAACAGAGUGAUUUAUGCUUCUCUUCUAGCAAACAAGGCCAAACCAAUCCUCCUCCCCUCUUUUUGUCAACAGAAACGAGCAAGAGAAAGUUAAGAACUACUCCGACCUCCACAUGCAGGUGGCGGGGAGGGGAAGGGUCGCGGUGGGAGAGGGCGACCCGGCGGCGGAGGAAGCUGAUUGCAACCCGACGGCGGAGAGAGUGGAGUUUGGUCGGCGACUGAAGGAGCGGAGUUGUGCGACGGCGAUGUUGGUGCUUCCUCUACGGAGGCGGUUUCUCAUGGCGGCGUUGCUUCGUGGUUGUUGCUGCUAUCGGAGAGGGGAGAAGGAAAAGAAGGAGGUGAGAUUCGGCUAUCGCCGGUCGCGGCAGCUGGGUUGUGCUCGCCGUCGCCGGUCGCCGCCUCGUUAGUUGAUUGGAGGGAGAGAGGGGAAGAGAGGGGAAGGGAGUAUUUGUCUAUUUGAGGUUAGGGAGAAGAGAGAAGAAAGGGUAAAAAAAGCCCCAUCCGUUUUUCCCAGCAGCAAGAGCCAAAACACAGGAGCCAGAAGGCAAAAUGCACAUAGCUGGCAAUUUCGGUUUUGUGGGGGAAAACCGAGCCGAAUCGAGUUAUAUUUCGGUUCGGCCAAACCGAGCCAAAAUAUAAUUCGGUUCGAAUUCGGUUUGUCUUGCGGCUGGGAUUAGGACCCCGGUAGUUGUCUGUUCGGUUCGGUUUGAAUCGAAUCGACCGAAUGCCCACCCCUAAUGUCGUCAAUAGAACAAAUCAUGCCCGGGAAGCCACAUUGUGUAGCAUGAUCAAGGAGGCAACGAGUAUCUUCCACUGUUGAUGCACGCAAGUACUAAGCACCAUAAAUGUUGAUGUAGCUGAUUGCAACCCGACGGCGGAGAGAGUGGAGUUUGGUCGGCGAUUGAUGGACUGGAGUUGUGCGAUGGUGAUGUUGAUGCUUCCUCUACGACGUUGCUUUCUCAUGGCGGCGUUGCUUCGUGGUUGAUGCUGCUAUCGGAGAGGGGAGAAGGAAGAGAAGGAGGUGGGAUUGGGCUAUCGCCGACCGCGACAGCUGGGUUGUUCUCGCCGUCGCCGCCGCCUCGUUAGUUGAUUGGAGGGAGAGAGGGGAAGAGAGAGGGGAAGGGAGUAUUUGUCUAUUUGAGGUUAGGGAGAAGAGAGAAGAUAGGGUAAUAAAAAGCCCCAUCCGUUUUUCCCAGCAACAAGAGCCAAAACACAGGAGCCAGAAGGCAAAACACACAUAGCUGGCAAUUUCGGUUUUGUGGGGGAAAACCGAGCCGAACCGAGUUAUAUUUCGGUUUGGCCAAACCGAGUCAAAAUAUAAUUAGGUUCGAAUU